This is a messenger RNA of Amoebophrya sp. A25, 4799 nucleotides long. NCBI's taxonomy places the organism in Eukaryota, Dinophyceae, Syndiniales, Amoebophryaceae. The record is from the annotation of a GenBank genome assembly.
AAGGGAGAUCGGAUGGGCAGCCGGCCAACGAUAUUUUGACACGCACCGCGGAGCACGUGUUGGCCCUUUGCAGUCUUAUGAAAACUCCGGCAACGGAGCAGAGCCGCUUGUUAUGAAAGGUCUAGAAAUUACUAAUCCUCAGCGUUAAUAUGCUGGGAGCCUUCAAGACUCCGCCUCUGCGCACCCUGAUGCUUCGCGCAACAUCGCACAAGCAGGAGCCGCGGCGAGCCUCUCCCGCUGCGGGCGGAUGCGCCGCGGCCUUACCGUGCCGCAGUUGGAGCCUGCUGCCCGCGCCCCGCCGUUGUGGCGCUUCCCUGGCCGAUUUUUUUGCGCGGCAGAUUUUUCCAGGUGUCCCAUUCGGGCGCGUUGGGGGCGCGAGCGCGCUGGCCCCAAGACCCAUGCUUUGGCGCCCGCGGCGCGCCGAUGCAGGGGGUGCGUGGCGUCACGCUAGUGCGCGCGCAAGCGUGCGGCGGCGCCCUCAGAGACGCGGCCGCGUAGAGUGCCAAGGGUGGGGGAUAGCUGCGCCACUCUGCUGGGAUAAGUCGCGCGACUCAGAUGCGCUGAAGCGUGCAGGCUGCUCCUUGUUUUUGGAUUCGCUGGAGAGCAUUUUCGAAGGCGUGAAAGAUGGCAAAACCGCGUCGCGUGCUUUCGACAUUUUGGCGGAUGACUCGAAGAAAAACACCGCACCAGUCUGGCUCUACCUGAGCGGCUUCGCAUUCGUGUGCAAACGUUGGCGCCACCGGUGAAGAAAAUCUGCGGGAGGACCCGGGAGCAGGAUGAGGAGAAAGGAAGUGAACCCGAGCAAGAACAAGAGGAAGAGCAGCGCGCCAUCCGUCUGCCGCGCGCUACGGCGCAGGAGCUGGGCGAGCAGCUCAGCCGCUCUCGCGCAUGUUUUCGCUAAAGGCGCUAAAAAGGAAAGAUCGCCACGAAGGAGCACAGGGCGAGGGUGAUCGUAGCGGCCGCAAUGAAUUGGCUAGGCCUUCGCGCUUUGCGAGGGGUGAUGCGUAAGGCUCAAGCUUGCAGCAAUGGCCUGCGCCACGUUUUACCUGAAGAGCCCGCGGUGGGUAAUGCAGCACAGGGAGAGGGGCGUGGAGGUCUUGGCCUCAAACUAUGGCGCUGAGCAGUGUGCUGCGUGCUGAGCCGCAGGCGGCAGCUGGCAAGAAAGGGGAGCCCGCUUUUGGAUACGCUCUCCGCGACGCUGGGAAAGUCACCAAGUGCAAAACGAAGGCCGCCAAGGCUCCCGGGACAAACUUCACCAGCGGACACGCCUGGGCUUGCGGUAGUAUGUGUCUGUCGCGGACGCCAAGCAUUUUGCUGCGCCUCGCUUCAUUGGCGGAGGCUUUGCGAUGGAGCUCCGCGCGGGUUGGGGGAGCCUUCUGGAUUUCGCUCGCGGUAGUGGUCGGUCGCUUGCGCUUUUGCUGGUGUGUUAGUUUUUUUUUAGAUGGCUGGCGUCGGGGUUUUGGCUCUUGUUUCAGUCUUUCCUGGCUAGGUUUUGGCGCCGGGCUCGGGGGUUGCUUGAUUUGUCGCUCUGCAGGGUUUUGCCCCGCCGCGGGCUCUGGGGUGUUGGUGUUGAUGUGCCCAGCCAGCUCCGCUUCCGGAAGGAGCGUGCGCAAGGCGGCGCGCCUGCGGGGGGUAUGUAGUCGGGCUUCUGGGUUUUGUGCAGCAGGAACGUCGAGAAACAGACUGGUCAGCCAGCACGCGGCUCGCUGCUAGCUUGUCUACAUGGUGGGCGCUUGACUUCGGGGAGAAGCAGGCCCUCGCGCGUCUUGUCUGCGGAGCUAUGGGUUGGCGUUCUUUCUAUGUUGCUGGUUUUCAUGGUGUCUCUCGCAGGUUCGCUUAAAUGAUAUUAAUUUUCAGGAUCAAAAUGAACACAAAGAAACUCCUCCACUUCGCUGUUCUAACACUGAGGCAGCGAGCAAUGGAACACCAGCGGGAGAUCGAGAUGAAGCGCGCGAUGGCUAGAAGCGGACAAAAGUUCUUGAACGAAUCACAGAGACAGUUGGAGGUCUUAGAUGCGUACUCGAAAGCGGUCAGUGCUGCGCGAUACCAAAGCAUGGUGGUUGACCGUACUGCAGUUGCGGACAAGGAGCACUCGGGAAAGGCCGCUGCGAGCUCUUCCAAGUUUCGUUUCGACCUAGACGGUCGUCAGUUUUUUGUAGAAGAAGAGUCUCUUUCGGCGAAUGAUUUGGCGUAUUUUGCGUCGGCUUCCGCGGAGCGUGACCUCUUACAGCUCAGGUGUCAAGUAUGGCGAUGGACUAUCUAUCUGACAUUAUUGAUUAUGAUAUUUUUUCUCUUGAGUGUUAUUUUUAUCUUUCUUAUUAUUAUCGUUUUUAUUAUUGUUUUUAUCAUUAUUCUUGUUGAUGUUAUUGUUAAUAUUCUUGUUAUUGUUAUCAUUAUCAUUUCUAUUCUCCUUUUUCUGCUCUUCCGCUUCAUUUUAGAGCCACCAGCACAAGGCCGGCUUUACGUUAGUUACUCUACAGGCUCAGCUAUCUUCUUGAGCACUGCUUAGGCCUUGGGGGGUCUGGCUGUCUGCCAUUGUCUUAGUUCUAUCAAGUGGCUUGCGUACUGUAGUCACCCUCUUUUGCAAUCGUGGCACCCACUUACUUUCGUAGACGCAAGCGGCAAACUCUGUUGUCAUAUAAUAGCAAUGAUCUACAGUAGUCUUGUGUGACCCGAAGUUUUUACGGCAGGCAGAAGGAGCUGAAUAGUGAAUCUUUCGUAUUCUUUAGCAACAUUUUUUUUCAGGAGACAGUCUCAGUGCGCUUCAGAAGUGAAGAUGCACCAGUAGCAGUAUUGUUUUGUAUAUUAUUUGAGUACGCUAUAGCCUCUCAAGUCAUUACUAUUUGAGUACACAGUCUCGCCUAAUGCAAUUCUGGGACGCGACGGCAGAUUUCGACAAGAUCGAUCAGAUUACCAGGCGGCUCGUGUACCCUGUUUUUUGUGAUGAGUGUGGAGAGCUUAUUUUCUUGGCUCGAAAAUCGAUCAUGGGGCAGGCGGUGCCACAGCUGCGGUACCAGAUCGUAUUACGCGAUCCGAAAACGGGAAGCACUUACCUUGAGGUCAUAGUGCAGCGCAGCACUGGGAAGCGAUCACUAUGAUGGAAGAGCUACACUCUAGAGAAGCUUUUUCAUUUAUCAUGCUUUUCAGUACACCAUAUUUUUUCCUGUAGGAUUCUCUCAAGAAAUUUCAACUAGAAGCGUAGCAAAUUAUAGCGAGCGACGCGAUUGGGAUUGAGGAGCGCUCUUGCCUGUUGGAUUCUAGUGGCUAUUCCCCCUUCAUAGCUGCAUUGGUUAGUCGAUCCAUCAAACGAUGCUGAGUGCUAUUGCGGAUAUUGGUUUCGGGGUAAGCUGUACCUUCGAUGGCGGGCAGAUUGCAAAGAUCUGGAGAAAGCGCAUGAGGCGCAGUGGUGGGGUUGUGCGUUCCUAAAUUAUGAAGACAUUACUUUUCAUUCAGCAUAUGAUAUCCAGUUCAUCCCGCCUUCGUGUAGCUUCUCAAGAAUCCAGUCUCUAGCUUAUCUGAAGUGAGCGCCUUAUCUUAUGCUUAUGCCUCAACGACUCUAACAUGCAGCAGCGGUCCAUGCUAAAGUUUAUCCGAACAGCGCCUGUCGAUGUGUCGACUAUAAGCCACCCGGCAUACACAGAGCGAGCAACCGGUGGACAACGUCACAAAUUGCUUCCGCCAUCUUUAGCCAGGAUGGCGCUGACGCGAUUGAUGAUUAAGGACGGCCGAAGCGUCUCUUGUUCCAUGAUGAAUAUACAGAAAAGCUCCAGGCUAGUUUUCUGUUGAUGUUCUAUCAGAAGGCCUUAACAGAAGCAGCAAGUCAGUCAUUACAUUUUUUUUGUAUAAUUACAGUCAAAAACUCGACGUAUUAGUUUAUUUGUGGCUCUGACAACGAGACGUGUUGCAGCGUAUCAAGCUCUAAUAUCUUGACGACCUGAUUUGCCAGGCUGCUGGUGCAAGUGCGGACCAAUCUCGAUGAAGAACAGGCGCGGCAAGAAGCUUUAUGCAUGAGCGAGCAGAAGAGGAGCAGCCUGUAGCUCGUAUGCAGCUGGCUCCUUGCAUGUGUCGCAUUCUGGAAGACACCCACUUGCUUGCUUAUCUCCUUGAUGAUUUCUUGUAUCAAGUACUUACUUUGGCUUGUGCCUGAGAUUAUGCGCACUGCUGAGUUAUUCCUACACCAUCGUCUUAGUUACAUUUACAGACCUGGGUUUUCUUGGUGUGUCGACUAACUACUUCUUGCAAGAUGAAGAUCCGUGCUUUUGAAUGAUUUGUGCAGCUUUUCGCUCUCGUUGUUUACCAGGCAGAGGAGAGGAAUGGCCGCUAGCAUCGUGCCACUUCUCAGCGUGUUAGGCUCCAUCUUUAAAGCCCUCUUCGAUAGACUCCGUUCUUCACAGAAAAGUAGAUGUAGGCAUCAUCCUAGAACUGCGCCCAGGGCGUUAUCAAUGGAGUAACUAUUAUUAUUUUAUUACACUUACGGUCACAAAAGCCGUUGAAGUAUGUGCUCGCCAAUAUGCGCGACACACACGACUGCAACAGGUUCAGGAUCUACCUCGCGAGGGUAUAUUUAUGUUAUCAUCGGUGCUCGGCAGCUGGAUCUGCUGCACAUGCAUAAUGAGAAUAUAAGGCCUCUCAUUAGGUGAGUAGAGCCAAACUUGAUUGCACUGGUGCGAAGCUUUUCAUGCGGAAGAACACCAAUAGACUACAAAACUUGCAACUUUUCCAUCAUCCAGAGUUCAUGUUUGACAUGCAUUAACCAAGUUGUUCUUAAGACGUUGCCCGCGGAAGAACUAGGCUGCGAC